Messenger RNA from Melampsora larici-populina 98AG31, 621 nucleotides. RefSeq lists its product as uncharacterized. Lineage: Eukaryota; Fungi; Basidiomycota; Pucciniomycetes; Pucciniales; Melampsoraceae. The transcript has 2 exons. The record is from RefSeq and is a predicted model, not a curated record. Bases 1 to 621 code for a protein of 206 amino acids.
AUGGCAGAUCUAGGUUCAUCAAUGGCCUUUGCCAUCGGUCUAGUCUCAGUUGCCGGUUCAAUCUCAGUCUACGCCACCAAGAAAAUCAAACAAGCAAGAAAAGGAAAUCAAACCUCAAGACCGGCAAAGAAACCAUUACUUUUACCGUCUCUCGUUUCAUCUCCAUCAAGUCAAAAGAGCUCAGAUGAAGAUUCAGUAGCUCUAUCUGAGAUCAGAGCUGCUUAUCUGGCUAGAGCUGGAAUGGAAAAAAGUCUUUGGGAAAAACCUAGACCUUUAGCUCAACUCGACAGAUUACCUUGUUUCAAUGAAGGCAAUGAGGUUCACAAUCGAGAAAGUCAAGAUUCAGAAGUGGAAUCAGAAGAUUUUGUCAAAGAUGAAGGGGAGGGAAAGAAUGAAAUCAUUUGUAUGGACAGGUUAGGACCAAAUGAUAAUUCAACACGUCAAUCUCAUCGAGAAUCAGGAUCUAGUCUUAAUUCUUUCGCAAACUCAGAAGUUGGGAAUAGAGAUUCAUUCAUGAGCUGUAAUGAAUUUGAUUUCGAGCAACUGGGCGUUGUGAUUGGAUCUGGGUCUAGGCUUGGAAGGUUUCCCGCAGAACGCGUAGAGUUCGGUACUGCCAUCUAG